Molecule: messenger RNA, 5666 nt
Organism: Xyrauchen texanus (razorback sucker)
Lineage: Eukaryota; Metazoa; Chordata; Actinopteri; Cypriniformes; Catostomidae
Product: regulator of G-protein signaling 12-like
Exons: 18
Coding region: 119-4360 (1413 amino acids)
Biological process (GO): signal transduction
Molecular function (GO): protein binding; GTPase activator activity
Source: RefSeq, a predicted model, not a curated record
UGGCAGUGCUUUAAUUCCGUCGCGCGAAGUGGAAUUACGAAAAAAGGAAGAAUAACUUUGGAAUUAUUAAGAGUUGCAGGUCUGUUCCUCAGCAGUGUGGUAAGAUGAUUGUUUAUAGAUGGUUUUGGGUCUGACCUGGACUGAUACAGCUGUACCCCAUCCGGUGAGUUCCUGCACCAAAAUGAGAGUUUUGAAACCAGCUGAGUCUGCAAUGAGGCAUCUGAAAAGGCCCCCUAGCCCAGCGGUCCGCAGGGUGGAGAUGGAACGUGGCAGAGCUGGCUAUGGAUUCACCAUAGCCGGACAAGCACCUUGUGCCCUGCGUGGAAUAAUAAAAGGCAGUCCGGCAUACAGUGUCGGGCUACGACCUGGGGACCGCAUUCUGCGUGUGAACGGUACAGAUGUGUCUGAGGCCACACACAAGGCCGUGGUGAAGCUGAUUGGUAUGUCAUCACGCUCACUCUGUUUGCUGGUCACAUCAGGUGACAGACCACCCAUAAACUCCUCCUCCAGUGAUGAGGAGCUGGCUUGUCAGAGUAAGGCUAAAUUGCCAUGGCUCAAUCCAGGAAAGAAGGACCCUUUCUUAGGUAAGUUCAAUGGCAGAGACAAGGCGGAACCGAUGCUUCAGUCUGUUGGAUGUUUUGAUACCAUCUUUGAGAUCACAGAUAAGAGCAGCACGAGCACACCACAAGAAAGGCUGAAAAAACAAAGACCUUUGUCAGAACCAGAUAUGUCCUAUUGGGUCCUGCAUUGCCGAUCCAAAAGCCACCCUGACAGUCUCUCGCAAAAUGACACAUCUCCAGUCGUAAGUAAGGACUCUGUUUUCUCUGAAGUUCAGAGUAAGAAUGAUUUUGCUUCGGACUCUAACAUCCUGAAUGUAGCAAUGAUUGUGGGAUACAUCAACUCCAUGGAACUGGAGCUCAUAAUAUCACACUCAGAGGAGGAGGCAUUGCUAGCCAUCCGUGAGUGUAUCAGCCAGAUUGGAAUUGAGCAGAAGACCCAUUCACUGGUCAUGAUGAGGAUCAAAUCCAACUGUGUUCAGCUUUGUGAUGACCGAGAUGCUGUUCUGGUAUCUUACCCUGCGGAGAGCCUGGCGCUUUGCGUAAUUUGCACAGAAGACAGCAGGUUCUUUGGUCUUGUCUCAGCUGACUCGACCAAAAGUAUUGAAGCAGGAGCACAAUCAGAUGCCCCUCUGAAGACAUUAUGUCAUGUCUUUUUCAUAGACCCAGAGCUUCAUGACCACAAGGAGCAUCAAAGUAUCAUAGGGCACUUUGGGAUUCAGUGUACUCCAGAUCCAGACACUCAAAGAUGUUUGGAGUUUCCUCAGACUCCCCACUCGAUUUCAAACUUUGUGUCCGUCCUCUAUACUGACAUGGGAGACUAUAUUGAAAAACUAAGACUGAAACUGGACAGUGAAAAUCCUGUUGAAGGACAGCAAAUUACCCAGAACAGUGGUAGCGGAAGUGACAGUGGGAUUGGAAAUGCAUCGCCAGAGGAUCGAGACAACCUCAUUGGCCAGUUGAGCUUCACAUCCCCAAACAUUCCGAGCCCACCACCAUAUUAUUCCCAACAUAGGAACAGUGCAUUACUCAAACAAGGACACCGGUGCCUUCUGUCAGAACCACUAACAGGGACUGGUCAGCCUGUAACUCUAGUAUGUGCCUCUGCUGGGGAAGUUAGUUCAGCUUUUACUCCUCUUCCUCUGAUUGCACAAUCUUACUUGCCAUCUAAACACAGAAGCAGUCAACGCCGACCUUCUAUUGGCUUAAAAGCUCGCUGGCAGAAAUCUCGCCCCAACAGCAUUGAGUGCUUAGCAGAGAGGGACGAUGACGGGUUCAGAAAUAAAAGUGACACCCUUCCACCUGCUAUGGAACAAAUCCCAACUCUCAGAUACAAACCACUAGAUGAUCUCAAACACCCUCAGAGAAUGAACAUCACCCCACAGCACAAAAUGGCAUGCCGGUUCUUCAGUACUGCAUCCAAGCAAAAGGAUGGAGAAAACAAGGGAUCCAUAUUUUGGGCACUCACAAGAGGACGCGCCUCUGUUCGAAGACCUUCGGUUGUGCCUAAACGACUCAGUCUGGCUCAUUCACUUAAUGACCUUGAGUCGGCCACGUCAGAUGGAGAGCACAGUGGUGUUGUGCAUCAAGACUGCGGCAGUGUGAGCAGUUUGGAGAGUAACGGCAGUUUGCCCUGCGUCACCAACCAUCGUCGCCUCUCAGAACGCCGCGUUUCUUCAUGGGCCGUCAGCUUUGAGCGCUUGCUCCAGGAUCCUGUGGGUGUACGUUAUUUUUCUGAGUUUCUAAAGAAGGAGUUUAGUGAAGAAAACAUCUUAUUCUGGCAGGCCUGUGAAUCGUUUAGCCAAGUUCCAGAAAAUGACAAAAAGCAGCUAUCCCAGAAGGCCAAAGAAAUCUACAACUGCUUCCUCUCCAGUAAAGCAACUAUGCCAGUGAACAUUGAUAGCCAGGCUCAACUUGCAGAUGAUGUUCUGACAGCUCCACAGCCAAACAUGUUCAAACAGCCACAGCUACAGAUCUUUAACCUGAUGAAGAUGGACAGUUAUGCUCGUUUCCUAAAGUCCACUCUCUAUCAGGAGUGCAUGCUGGCUGAUGUAGAGGGUCGACCUCUACCUGACCCCUGUCCGAUUCCAUGUAGCCCCGCCCCCUCCAAGCACAGCUUCACCUCUGACCGCUCCACAUUCUCCACACCUAAAAAGGAAUAUAGGAAGCCCAAAAUGGUCAAGUCAAGUGAUGACCUCAGAGAAAAACAGUCCGAGAAGAAAAAUGGCUUUUUCCCCUGGUACAGAUAUCCAAGUAUUGGGAAAGGACAAAAAAAAAGAGAAGCCCCAGAUUUACAAAACAAUUGCAAUGGCCGCAGAGAGUCUCAGGGAUCUCUUUCAUCUGGUGCGAGUCAAGAGCUGAACACUUCCUGUUCUGGAGGAAAGAAUGAGCAGUGUGAGCUGAGGAGUUCAGGUUUGGUUUGGGAGAAGAAUAAGGAGCAAUGCAGCAGGACGUGUACUGUAAUGCUGCCCGACGGCUCGAGCUGCUGCGUCCCUCUACAACAGGGCGCCUCCAUCAGACAGGUGCUGCUGGAACUUUGUCAAAAGCAGCACAUCAACCUGGCUGCUGUCGACCUCUUCCUCACUGGAGGAGAAAAGCCUUUGGUGUUGGACCAAGAGAGUAUUACCCUCAGUUGCCGAGAUCUUCGUCUUGAAAAACGCACUUUGUUCAGAUUGGACCUGGUACCCAUUAACAGAUCGGUGGGGUUAAAAGCAAAGCCCACAAAACCUGUGACUGAGGUUCUGCGCCCCGUGGUUGCCAAGUAUGGACUACACCUUGCCGACUUGGUGGCCAGAAUAAGUGGAGAGACAGAAGUUCUUGAUCUUGGAGUGCCUAUAUCAAACCUUGACGGCCUUCGAGUUGUACUGGAGAGGGCUGAUCCAGCCAAAGACAAGUCUAAAACGGUCAACUUUAAAAUGCCAGCAGCCAAGAAAGCUCUGCUAGAAGAGAGAGACGACAGCUCAGCAGGGAAACCAUUAAAAGGAAAUGGUGAAGACGAGCAAUCCCGAACAGCAGCGUCAGAAAGGAGGAAAGGAAAAAAGAAUCAUAAAGAUGAAGCAGAGGAAUUUUUUGAGUUGCUGAGUCGCGCUCAGAGCAGUCGUGUUGAUGACCAGAGAGGUUUGCUGAGGAAAGAAGACCUGGUGCUCCCUGAGUUUCUCCGUGUAAACCCUGAUCCCGAACCUCAACCUCCUGCCUGCUCCACUUCCACCUCCCACAAACCCAGCCACACCACCACAACCCUCAACGCCCAACCCCCAAAACCCAGCUCCUCCAACGGACACCCCCACGCACCCAGCCCUGAAUUGGCCCCUUUCACCGCCCCACUUUCCCCCAUUUUACGCUCCUGUGGUCCCCAGAGUCAGGAGGAGGAAGGACUGGGUGAUCUGACACUAGUGGGGGAGGGUGACAUCACUAGCCCAAACUCCACCCUGCUUCCAUCUCCACCGACCUCUCCACCCCCUCAUGAAGGCAGCCUACCCGAGGCCAUCUACACUCCUCCACAGUGUGUACACACCGACCCAGGUACAGAGGGAGGAAACACAUGCACUUCAUGUAUCAACCAGCAGGGGGACCAGUGUCUCUCCUCAGUCUCACAAGUGGACUCUGCUGUGUUGGACAAGGAGGCCAGUGUGGGGGGGAUCACUCUGGAAGACAGCCUUGAAGGCUACGCAGCCGAGCUUCGGCAGUGCCAGAACAAAAUGAGAAACUGCAUUCACCCCUCCACAGAAGCGCCCCGUCCCCUUAGUGGGGUGCUGGAAGUCAGCGAGAGCGAUACAGUGCAAUAUAAAGCCACGUUUGUCUGAGGGAAGCUGCUUGUAGGGGGUUUCAUAGACUGAAAUGAAUGCAAAAAGGAGAUGCAGGAAAUACUGUGUAUGUUAACCAUGUAAAUUGGGAAAGAAAAUGUUAUUCUUUUUGACUUUAGACCACUCUUUAUUUAUUGCUAAUAAAACUGCUAUUAGAUUGGUGUCGUAACACAUCAUCAGAGUACCAGGUUAACUUGUUGGGGAAAUUCAGUGGAAUGCAAAUGCAAAUAAUCUCAGUUUGUAUAGUGGAAUUAGUGCAUCAGUUCUUUUUAAUUCCUUCUGAUGAUUUUUUAUAAAAAUGUUGGACCCUGCGACUCUCUUGUACUUGGAAUCACUGACCAGUCUUGUGAACACAGAUUCAGAUUCAUAUAUGAAAUAUACACAGUAUUGUGCAGAAGUCUUAUAUCUUCAGCUUUAGUGUGUCAAUAGGAAAAAUACAUUUUAGACUCCCAAACAUGAAUGAUUAGAACAGAAGAACAAGGAGUCGUGCAACAGAUGUCAUGCCCCCACAGAGCCCCCACUGAACAUUGUGUCUGUCUGAGAUUACAUAAAGAGACUGAAACAAUUGAGCCAAAGUAGAUAGAAGGAUUGUGGUGAAUUCUCCAAGAAGCUUUGAACAUCCUAUCUGCCAUCAACCAAGAAAAACUGUGUCCAGGUGUAUCUAAGAGAAUUGGUGCUGUUUUAAAGGCAAAGGUGGUCACACCAAAUAUUGAUUAAGCUUUUUAUAUUUUAACUGGACUUUGUAUGAUAUUAAGUGAUAAAUGAAAACUAUGUCAUUAUUUGUGAAGACAACCUCACUAUGCACUAUGCAUAAGUGCCUAAAAUGUUUGCACAGUACUGUGUGUACAUAUAUAUAUAUAUAUAUAUAUAUAUAUAUAUAUAUAUAUAUAUAUAUAUGCUCAAAAUAAUUUUAGAAUGACCAAUUUUUGUGUGUGCAUUUGUGUUUAACUGUGUUCACAUUGUAAGGAGUUGUUAUAUCUCAUUAGUAACAAGUGGAAAGUAGUUAAUUGUUCCUAGUGAGAUAAUAAAAUGAAUAUUCUGGGUUCAAUACAAGUUAAACUCAAUCAACAGCAUUUGUGGCAUAAUGUUGUUUAUCACAACAAUUAAUUCUACUCUUUCCUCUUUUUCUUUAAAAAAGCAAGAAUAGAGAUUACAGUGAGGCACUUACAAUGGAAGUUAAUGGGACCAAUUCUUGAACGGUUUAAAGGGAGAAAUGUGAAGCUUAUAUAUUUAAGAAGUGCGUUUACAUAAUUUCAAGGUUUUAGGGUUUGUGGCGUCAUGGCAACGAAGUUGUAAAACUAGAUAU